This is a messenger RNA of Enterospora canceri, 3033 nucleotides long. The record is from the annotation of a GenBank genome assembly. Lineage: Eukaryota; Fungi; Microsporidia; Enterocytozoonidae.
AUGGACGAUGGCGACUUGAAUGACACAACAAGUUUCAGCAAGAAGAUCACUAGCGAAACAGAUAUAGCAAAUCCAGAUCAGGCACUGAUAUCAAACAUAGUGCUGCAACUUGCGGUGGGAACAGUCCUAAUCUGCGUCUUCCUGUUCUGUAGAAAGCGAGCACCGUACGUUUAUUACCCGAAUAGCGAUCUGCGUCCCAAUCACCCGUGUCACGAAUACACGGGCUAUUUAAAUUGGAUUAAGCCUGUUCUGCAACUGGAAGACGCCAAGCUGCUUGGAAUGGUUGGAUUGGAUGGCUUUAUGCUUCUACAGACCCUGAAGCUGCUUUACAGAAUGCUCUUCAUCCUCUCCUGCGUCUAUUGCCCACUGCUUCUAGGCGUCUAUUACGCCUUACAGUACAACCAGAAGGCGACAUUCUUCGAGUCAUUCUCGAUUCGUGGUGCAAACAGCACCAUAGUCUACUACCUGUGCAUCGCACUGGUCUACAUCACCACACUCUUCAUAUUCUACAUGAUAUUCAUCUACUUCAAGAGGUACGUCACACUUAGACAGAUCUAUUUGGUAUCCCCUGCUUCAUUGACAUCGGUGGAGGCACUGAAGAAUCUCUCGAAGCAGCUGAAUUCGUACGAGAAUUCGAUUGAAUUUGUGAACAUGUCAUCCAAGACUGUGAUUCUGAACAGGCUGCCUUCGUAUCUCAGAAACGACCAGGACGUCUUCGACUACGUGCGUCAGCUUGGAAUUGGGGACGUGGAGACUGCAAUUCUGAUUCAGGACACCUACUACCUUACGAAGUUGUAUGAGAAGAGGGACGUGAUUCUGCAGAAUUUAGAAAAGGAAAUCAACUUUGCCUUCCUGCGCAUGAAGAAGUAUUUUGAGAAAAACAGGGACGAAUGCAUGGAGAGCUUCAAGGAGACGUAUCAUAACAAGUUGGAACAGAGUGCAAUACGCGUGUUCAGGAACAUGCGAUUUGAUGUGGAAGAGAAGGUGCGACUGUUGAACUGCUUCGUGCAGAAUGGAAACAAGUUUCUUGGUUUAGCUGGUGAUGACACGUCCUUUCUGAUUGUGUACAUCGAGCAACUCAGAUACUGCAACCAGAAGAUUCUUGAAGAGAAAGAGUAUCUGGCCAAGGCAAAAGAAGUCGACCUCUACAAAAAUGAAGUCCAAUUGAACAACAACAACGAUAAGGAUAAUUCAGGUAAAGAUAACAAAGGUAGUUCAGGUAGAGAUAGCAAAGGUAGUUCAGGUAGUUCAGGUAAAGACAACAAGGGUAAAAAUAGCAAGGGUAAUAACAACUCUAAUAACAACUCUAAUAAUGAUAACAAUGAUAACUCUGAAGGCAGUACAACUUCAAUAUACAAACACACUCCUGAUGCAACUACAGCCAAUAAAAACGACUUCAGGAAGAUUGUGGUAGAACAUAGCGUAUCAGACGAAUUCAACUACAAAUUGGAUGAGCAGAAGCCAACUCAGAACAUGAUGCCUGACGUAAGCAAGAGUCUCUUUGUGCGAACUGACAUCGACAACGACGUCAGCUUCUUCUCGUUCAAGCAGAUCAGGGAAUUCUCAAAAUACAAGAGCUACUUCACACUUGAUCUACCAAUGAACAAACAGAGGGCAUUUGUGACAUUUUCAGAUGCAAAGCAAACUGGUCUCAUCAAACAGUCUCAAAUUGGAACAAAGGUGUUCUCGCCAACAGCAGAGGCAGCACCUGCGCCAAAUGACAUCAUUUGGAAGAACCUGACGAAGUCUGAGCUGUCGUGCUUCCUGGGCCGCCUUGGAUCCACCUUCAUGUUCGUAGGGUACAACAUCUUGUUCUAUUUCACGGUGAGUUCAAUUGUGGGAAUGCUUGAUUUGGACGCAGGUGACCUGAAUUGGGUGCUGAAGAAGAUCAAGGCGUCCAAGACACUCUCCGCCUACUACGAUGGAUUUGUGACACCAGCAGUCUACAACCUGUGCAUUGCCAUAUCGCCCUUCAUCAUCGAAUUCCUGAUCAACCUGGAGGGAAUCGUGGCCUUCAGCGUCUCUCAGAUCCGCCUGAUGAAGCUCUUCUCGAUCUUCCUCUUUUACAACGCGUUCCUGUCGAUCUUCUUCUCGACCAGCUUCUUCAACAUGCUCAACAACUUCUUCACGGACUCGAACUACAAAAUGGACGACCUGCUGGUUGAUCUCGGAAAGGGCUACUCCGAGUACUCGCUCUUCUUCAUGAACACGGUGAUCCAGCGAAUCGUGGUUGGGUCGCUGAUGACGCUGCUGAAGCCAGGCCCGUUCUUCAUCAACUUCGUGGUCUACCACUUUCAGACGAGAACAAGGCGCGAGGAGGAGGAGCUCCACCUGAGCCCGCCCUUCGACUUCGGAAACGUGAUGCCUCAGGUGCUGCUGAUCUUCCCAAUCACGCUCAGCUACGGCUGUGUCUGCCCAUUCAUGCUUGUUCUUGGCUUCGUCUACUACUACAUCAACUACUUCGUCUACAAGAACGAGCUUGUCUACUCGCAGCGAAACUCAUUCGAGUCAGGCGGAAUAUUCUGGACUGAAACAAGCAUGUUUCUGAUUCUGGGCGUCCUUGCCUUCCAACUUGCCACAAUUGCAAUUCUCUUUGCCGAAAAGCACAAGCACAUCAUCUACUUCACGGUGCCACUGAUCAUCAUGGACUUCUACUUCUACGACGCCCUGAAGCUCCUCUUUGACAAGAACGUCAAGAACUACCCGCUCAACGAGCCAGAGGAGCACUUUCUGGACGAGUUUUCGACGAAGUUCGUUGCUGAGAGACGCGACAUGCUCGAGAACUGGGACGAGGCGGAGAAGGCGGAGGACGAAGACCGCUUUCCAAUCACCGAGCUUGGUCUCCACGACCGAAACAUCGUCACAAACACCUCCUACUACAAGGACCCAUCCACAGUCGUCAACAUCUCCCACAUCAUGAUGCCCCACAACUUCUACAUUUGCCUACACUUUCUCAGGACAUUCGACUACAAGAACGUCUUUGGAUUCAAUGUAAAUAGAGAGCGAGUGAACGAGGAGCAUUCAGCCAUCUGA